Paramecium pentaurelia is the source of this 1059-nucleotide messenger RNA. The record is from the annotation of a GenBank genome assembly. Lineage: Eukaryota; Ciliophora; Oligohymenophorea; Peniculida; Parameciidae.
AAUGGAUUAACAACUAUUUUAAUUGAUCCUAAUAAUCUUAAUAAAUUUAAUUGAUUCCAAAAUCAAAUUUCUAAAUGUAAUUAUCAUUAAAUUAAACAAACUAAUAAAAUUGAUUUAAUUAACUUCUUUUAGUUAUGUCUAAUUCAUAAAAUCAAUCAUAAUUUUAAAUUGNUUAGGUUAUGAUUUAGAUGUUGAAUUUGGUACUGGUGAAUUAAUGGGAGAGGUAUAUAAUUAAAUAAAUUAAUAGAUCAAUGCAGAUACUGCCUAUAUAGGUAAUGUUAAGAUUAGAAAAUAAGAAUUUGCAGAAAUAGUUAGGGAAAAUGGAGAUGUAUUUGCAUAAUCUGAUUUUGAUGGUAUAGUUGGUUUAGCAUAUCCAACAAUGGCUGCAUAUCAUUUUAAUCCAUUAUUUGAUAAUAUCAUGCAAUAAAAAUUGUUGGAUAGAAAUGUGUUUUCAUUUUACUUUUCUAGAUAAGAGGGCUCUAGAACCUCAGAAUUAACUUUAGGUGGAUGGAAUUAAGAUCAUUUUGAAGGAGAAUUGCAUUUUCAUAAUGUGGCAAAUAAGUAUUAUUGGCUAUUGGAGGCAAAUAAUAUUUUAGUAAAUGGAAAGGAUGUUGGAUUAUGUAAAGGAGGUUGCAGUGUUAUAGCAGACACUGGUACUUCAUUGAUAACAGGUCCAUCAGAUGAUUUAUAUGAUAUGUUAGAUGCUCUUAAUAUAGAUGAAAAUUGUAAGAAUCUAAAAGAAUUACCAACCUUAACAUUUGUGUUGGAUGGAAUUCAUUAUGAUCUUGAUGCACAUGAUUAUAUAAUGAAGAUAGAUUCAUAUGGAAAUGAAGUAAAUAAAUAAAUAUUAUAUAUUUAGAUUGCAUAUGGAUCUUUUGCAUCUACAGACAGCUUUUUAGAAAUGGGUGGAGGUUGUGAAUGUAUUGGAACAUUCAUGCCUCUAGACAUUCCUUUCCCUUAAGGACCAGCUUGGAUUUUGGGUGACACUUUCUUAAGCAAAUAUUAUUCUGUUUAUGAUAGAGAUAAUGAUAGGGUUGGGUUUGCUAGAUCAAAAUGAAC